CACAUAGUUACGCAGGCGUACUGAACUAGUGAUCAUUUCAUUUAAUAUUAAUACGAACAUUUUCAAGUGAAAUAUCGUGAACGAUUUGAAGUAUUCCUGAGUUUUGAAUAAUUGCAAAGAUGGAAUCUGAUAGUGACACUGAUACGGUAAUGGCCGACGAAAUGGAUAUUAUGGGCCUGCUGCGUAGUUUGCAACGAGAAAAUGCGAAGAAUAAGUUAUCGCGGAGAGACAUUUCACAAAUUAUCGUCCAGUGGUAUUUAAAGAUAAUGGGAUUCAUCCAGGUCGAUGACGAUAAAUUUGAACUGAGAGCCUUUGGAAUGAAUACUCCGUUCGAAUUUACAUCGAGGAUUGAUGAAAGAAGCUUUGGGUUAUCACGUCGCCCGUAUUCGGAUAACAACAAUGCAUAUCGUGCUAAUUCAGCGUCAUACGCUUUCCAAAUAUGUCCAUCUUUAAAUCUAGAGCAAUCCUACGUCGAGAAAGACGUGAAGAAAUUACGUGCUGAUAUGAAGAGGUUGCACUCCAACUUAAAAGAAGUUUGGGAGAAUAUUCCAGACGAUAGAAGAUAGAACACCAUGAUUAUCGCAAGUAGAAACAGAAUAGGUAUUGUAAUGUUGUUAUCGCUGGUUAAAUGCUCACAAGCUGGAGUCAACAAAGGCAAACGUAAUACCCUCAUCGUAGGCAGUUUUAAUUUAUUUUGUUCUCCAUUAAAAUUUAAUCAAUUUAUUUGUAAUUUUUAGACAUUUCUUUUAUACAUUAUUUUAAACA
Molecule: messenger RNA, 765 nt
Organism: Planococcus citri (citrus mealybug)
Lineage: Eukaryota; Metazoa; Arthropoda; Insecta; Hemiptera; Pseudococcidae
Exons: 4
Coding region: 120-566 (148 amino acids)
Source: RefSeq, a predicted model, not a curated record